Molecule: messenger RNA, 831 nt
Organism: Gamsiella multidivaricata
Lineage: Eukaryota; Fungi; Mortierellomycota; Mortierellomycetes; Mortierellales; Mortierellaceae
Exons: 4
Coding region: 388-663 (91 amino acids)
Source: RefSeq, a predicted model, not a curated record
GGAUGCGAUGUGCCGUCGAACGUUGUAUGUCUGACCGAUAUAGCCAAUGGUAACGCCCUGUUCGAAGAAGACGUACAUUGGGGCACUUGCUCAACUUCAUAGGCGACUUGUACGAUUGAAAAUAGAAAUAGGCACAUUUUUAGAUGCAACCCUAUCCUACAUCGACAUCUGAGAGUUGACUGUACAGAAAACGCAUCUUGGCUUCAAUGGCCGUCUCUUCACCUUCUUUUUUCCUAUUUCGUUUUUCCCUCCAGGCGCCCCUUCAUCCACACUUUAUCUCUUCGUGCUUUUCUCUUCUGCAUUAGACCUUGUCUUCCUUGUCUUCCUUGUCUUUAUUUUCAGCAACCAACCAAGUCUAUCGUCUUUCAUUGACGCCCACCGCACAACAUGUUCAAGGACACCAGAAGACUGAACACGGCCUCCUCGCCGCUCAAGCUUGUACUGCUGCUUGCAAUCGUCGUCUUGGCGCUCGUUCCUCCUACUCAAGCACAAUGUCCACGCGGAGGAUUCAUGCGAUGUGUCGAUGAACGGUCGUAUAUCAUAUGUGGCGACGGUCUAGUUCGAUGUCGCGGUCAAAAGCUUUGCGAUCCCGAUACACCGUAUCUCUCGAUGGAAUCGCCUUGCCAGUACUAUGGGUCCAAGUGUUCUGAGCAUACCUGUUGAAAGACGGCGUAUGUAGCGAGAACAAAUGACUAGUACAGGCGAGGCAGUGUCUGAAUUACCAGUGCACGUUGCUUAGCAUAAAAACCAACUGUGUAUGAGAGAGAGAGAGAGAGAGAGGAGGUAUAGACCAUGUUGGUUUUGUUUAUGUUUUUAUUAUUGCUGUGCAUU